UCCAUGUCGCCAUUUUCUACCGCUCCACCACUGUUCCUGUGAAGAGGUGGAUUCUUCGACUGUCGUCCUUGUGGUGCAUGAAAGGGUCUUGCAAUUGACAGUGUUGAGAAUCGACAGAAACAUUUACGUUUAAAAGAAAGGAAAUACACGGUUGCGCGCUUUCUCUGUCAGUAGCUUUUUCUGUAAGAAUGUCGUCAGAAAGCCCCGAAUACUCCCCGUUCUUCGCAGUGAUGGGAGCCUCUGCGGCUAUGGUCUUCAGCGCAUUGGGGGCGGCCUAUGGCACGGCUAAGAGCGGAACGGGCAUCGCUGCCAUGUCGGUGAUGCGGCCGGAGCUCAUCAUGAAGUCCAUCAUUCCUGUGGUCAUGGCGGGUAUCAUCGCCAUCUACGGGCUGGUGGUGGCGGUGCUCAUCGCCAACAACAUUUCAGAGAAAGUCACCCUCUACAAGAGUUUCCUCCACCUGGGUGCUGGGCUGAGUGUGGGGCUGAGUGGGCUGGCGGCUGGUUUCGCCAUCGGCAUUGUGGGCGAUGCAGGUGUUCGGGGCACGGCCCAGCAGCCCAGGCUCUUCGUGGGCAUGAUCCUCAUCCUGAUCUUUGCAGAGGUCCUGGGGCUCUAUGGUCUUAUUGUGGCUCUCAUCCUCUCCACAAAAUAGAGAGCAAAGUCCAUCUGUCCGUCCGUGUACGUCGAGUCAACGCUACGUCAUCCAUUCAAUAUAUAAACAUCUAAGAAAUAAAGAACAAAUUGGAGAGCAUGCCGUUACGCCUGGUUCCAAAUCAACUCCCUUUCGCCACUUAUUUCCUAGUGACACUACUGAGUCCUUUGUAGAUCUAAUAGGUUUGAAUAAGUGUUAGCAAUAUGGUAAUGGUAAAGCCACAAACCUACCUACAUUGCUUAUUCAUGCCUGUCAGAUCUACGAGGGAGGCAUCUUGGGGUGUUAAGGGCUGUGUCCCAAAUGGCACCAUAUUCUCUACAUAGUGCACUAUUGACCAGAGUUAUAUGGGCUAUAGUGCUCUGGUCAAAAGUAGUCCACUCAAUAGGGAAUAGGGUGCGAUUUGGGACACGGCGUGGGGUUGAUUUGAGAUUGGGCGUGAAGCGAAAAGCGUCUCCUAUUCCAGUCGUGUCUCUCUUCCUGUACAGUCGUCCUUGAGUCCACUAGCCAAACCCUUAUAAAUACACUUUGUAAAUGUAGUGACGCUUUCGUUCUGUGUGUGCUUGAGUAUUGGUUUACCUCCUUCCUCCCAAUUUCCUCUCAUUUGUCUGCUAAAUGGCUUUUAUUAUUAUUGUUCCUUUGUUUGUUUUUUCUUUAAAUGUCCGAAGAACGGACUGUUGGACAAAUCAUUUUAUUUUUCUGGGGACCAUUUUCACAUUAAAGGACCUAACUAAUAUGAGGACAUGGAUAACAAUUUUUUUGGUUUGGUAGUUUUUUUCACUAAUUAUUUAUGAAGAUUUUGAAAUGUUAAUAAAACUGUGUUAUUGAGUUCCCAAUGAGAUGGAGAGGUGUGUGUGUGUAUAUAUAUAUUAUCUCUAUCUAAUAAAUAUCUGUAUAGCUAGA
This is a messenger RNA of Oncorhynchus masou masou (cherry salmon), 1550 nucleotides long. It is a transcript of the gene atp6v0ca, whose product is annotated as ATPase H+ transporting V0 subunit ca. NCBI's taxonomy places the organism in Eukaryota, Metazoa, Chordata, Actinopteri, Salmoniformes, Salmonidae. The record is from RefSeq and is a predicted model, not a curated record. Gene Ontology annotation, biological process: proton transmembrane transport. The transcript is spliced from 3 exons. Gene Ontology annotation, cellular component: proton-transporting V-type ATPase, V0 domain; membrane. Bases 189 to 650 code for a protein of 153 amino acids. Gene Ontology annotation, molecular function: proton-transporting ATPase activity, rotational mechanism.